This is a messenger RNA of Bemisia tabaci, 8870 nucleotides long. RefSeq names its product REST corepressor 1. Gene Ontology annotation, biological process: negative regulation of DNA-templated transcription; regulation of transcription by RNA polymerase II. Lineage: Eukaryota; Metazoa; Arthropoda; Insecta; Hemiptera; Aleyrodidae. Gene Ontology annotation, cellular component: transcription regulator complex; histone deacetylase complex. The record is from RefSeq and is a predicted model, not a curated record. Gene Ontology annotation, molecular function: transcription corepressor activity.
AGGGCGCGCGAACGCCAUUUUGAUUUGCUGCGAAGGUGGUUAGUGCGAAAGCGGUCAGUUUUCCCCUAAUUUGUCGAAUUUGAACUUUUUCCCAUGACGGAGAAUUCACGCGGCUAUUCUAGUCUCUUCAACAAUCUUCUGUACGCAUUUAUGUUUCACUAAUGCUAGUUUAAUCCGUGUAUAGCAUGGUGCUCUCUGAAAGAAAUUCAGACUCCAUAAGAAAUGGCAAAAGGUCUCGAGGACCUAGCCCCAAUGGUCGUGCAUCAGACUCUAGCAGUGAGGAAGAGGCGGAAAAAAUUCGCGUUGGGCGCGAUUAUCAAGCUGUCGUUCCGGAGUGCACUCCAGCAGCCGAAAGAGAAAGAAGACUCGAACAGUGUUCAGAUCGAGCCCUUCUAGUUUGGGCUCCUAGCAGUAAUAUUUGUGAUAACAAACUGGAUGAAUAUAUAUCAUUAGCAAAAGAAAAGUACGGUUAUAAUGGAGAGCAAGCUCUGGGUAUGCUGUUUUGGCACAAGCAUGAUCUCGAAAGAGCGAUUGCAGAUUUGGCUAAUUUUACUCCGUUCCCUGAUGAAUGGACUGUAGAAGAUAAGGUUCUGUUUGAACAGGCUUUCCAAUUUCAUGGGAAAAGUUUUCAUAGAAUUCGUCAAAUGUUACCUGAUAAGUCAAUAGCUACUCUCGUAAAGUAUUACUAUUCAUGGAAGAAAACUCGUAGUCGGAUAAGUUUACUGGAUAGACAAGCAAGGAAGUUAGCUGCGAUGAGAAGUGGAGAAGAUUAUUCUGCUGCCCAGUAUAGUGAUGUAUGCUCUGAUGUCGGAUCAAAUUCAGAUUCAGAAUCGGAUGAAAAGAAAGAGAACGGAGAGUUCAAAGAGAAGACAAACGUUUCUUGCGUCAACUGCGGUGUCUUGUGCACUCAGGCGAGUAGUACCCCUAAAGGCUUAAUGUGUACAGCAUGCUUCCUUCAUUGGAGUAAAACAGGCUCUUUACGACCCACAUCAGCGCCUGCUAGAUUGCGUGAUAAAAGUAGCUCAGCCAUGCUUAAUCAUCACAAACGGAAACCUCCAAGAGGAAUGUAUGUUAAUUACGAUGACUUAGUGGCAAUGGCUGCAGGACCCCAGGGCCAAGGUGAACAGAUGUUACGAGCACUGGAGCGAGAAGUGAUCUCGCUCAAAAGACAGGUUCAGAACAACAAGCAAAUCAUUAGCUCUUUGAAACGGAAAACUUCUGCUGGAAUUGACGAACUCCGUCCACAAGAACAGCAGUCUUCCGCCAGAAUCAAUGCCAGGUGGACAAAUGAUGAGCUACUUCUUGCAGUACAAGGUAUGAGAAAGUACGGAAAGGAUUUCCAAGCUAUUGCAGAUGUAAUUGGUACCAAAACAGAAGCUCACAUGCGGACAUUCUUUGUCAACUACCGAAGGCGCUUUAAUCUUGAUCUUGUACUAAGAGAAUAUGAAGAUGAGCAUGGUCCAAUUGGUGAUAAAUUUGAAAUUAAAGAUGAAAAGAUGGAGACUGAAGGUGCAGGAUCAGACAAUGAAGGAACAAGUUCGUCUAGAUCUGGUUCACCUCUUUUAAAACUGCCUUUACAGAACAGCACUCUUAAUUGUAAUAGUAACAAUGCCAAACCUAUACCUGUCGUGCAAGCCAAAUGAUAUUUAGUUUCAGAUUAGAAAGGUUUGAAUGAGGACUUGUAAGUCAUUUCGGAAGUCAUCAAAUCAAUCGAACAUUGCCAUCAAAUUGACAGUGAGAUAAUAGCUACUUAUAAUUGACUUAAAUUUUAGAUAAAAAAUGACAACAUAUUCUUCUUUUUAAUCAAACUUUUUAUCGAUCGGUUUUUAUCAUUCUAAGGAACUUUUUAUAUUUUAAUUCAAAAUGUUUUAAUUUAAACUGUGUUGCACUCUUUGUUGAGUCCCAAUAAAAAAAUAGAUCAGUCAUAUAGAUAAAAAAUUUUGUGAAUAUUUUUUAAUAUUAGUUUUCAGUUAGUGAACCGUAAAUUUUCUCUUAGCACCCCAAAACUAUACCGAGAUUCUUAUCAUGCCGCCAGAGCACUUUAUGCUAUUCAAUUUCCUGGAGAAUCGUUUUUCCAAUUCUUCGACAAUAACGAUAUCAUUUUAAUCUGAAAGUAAUUCUUUUGACCAGAACCCAGAAGAAAAGGAAAUAUGAAAUAUGAAAGACUAUGCACACAUUGCUAAGAAAUUCGGCACCAGCAAUCAAUCAAUUUUUUUUAGUGUAAUGUUCCUUAUGGCCUCCUGAGCAAAAUGAACUUUUAAAAUCAAACGUGUCAUGUCUUUGUCUCGAGAAAAACAAGGCUGAUAAGUGAACUUGUUGGUAUUUUUACAUGCAAUUAUCAAACAAAGAUGGUGCAACAUCUGGAAGGUGAUCAAGGAGAGCUUUUGUUUCCUUGCUGGCAGCAAGAUGAAAUGGACAUAGAGAAUCUAAGUCCUCAUAAUACUAAUAGCAUGUGGCACUGUGUUCUCAGAGACGUAGCAGCAGCUCCAUAUCUCCAUUAAAAAGUGCAUGUAUGAAAGUAAAAAAAUUCACUUUUCAGCCGUGCUUUUAACAAGAUUGGUACUUAGGAAGUUCGACUUUAAAAGCUCAGGAGGUCGAAAGGAACAUCAUAUCAAGUACAUAAUAUCAAAAUUUAGCUAGCACCAAAAUUCUUGGUGUUAUGUGCGAAGUUCUAUUCCCUCGGUUAGCACCAACUUACAACAAUUACUGUCACAUUAGUCAAGAAAUUGUACAGCCCAAAUAAAGUUACAGAGAACAGUGACCUAAUAAACUUCUUAAUGUCUCUUAUUAACUCAGAAUCAGAGUUUUUCCUUUCUAAAACUUAAAUUUUGACAAGAAACCAAAAGCUUUCAAGGCUAUGGACGUGGCCCGAGAAUCAACCUUUAAGACCUUUAAGGGAGAAAAAUGCAUCUUAACAUUAAAAAUAUUAUAAACAUUUGAUUGCUCUUAAAGCUAUGAAUUAAGCUGCUAAAACAAUUAGUUGUGGUAAUGAGUUCUUGUUGCCUGUUGUUUUGAGUAAUGGCUGUGAGAAAAUCAGUAAAAUAAAACGUAUAAAUGUCUAAGCUCAUUCUUGAAUAAGUAUCUGCAUUAUUUCACUCAUCAUUGCUUUAUAAUACCACAAACAGGUAGUUUUUCAUUUUUUCGAUAAGCCAUUAAUGCCUCUUUAAUUGUUCAUAUUCAUGCACCCAGGAUUAGUGUUUAGCUAAGCAAAAAUUAGUAACUUUAAGCCUUCAAACACACCUAAAACUUACUUAAUGAUGCUAAAAAUUGACAGGUAGCAUUCCAAGCAUACUCUGGCAAAUAACAGUGAUGAAUCGUGUUUGGAAAACUUGCAUUUUGUCCAUUCAAAAUAGUCAAAAUCACAUGAAUAGUAAAAUCUUGGGAAAACUGAGACUCUAUUAUUUUCAUUGGUAGUACAUUGAAACUAAGUAAUAGUAACAAAACCAAAAAACUACUGUAUAAAAUAGUGUUAAGUUGGUCUCUUGUAUGUGUUGAUAAGUAACUUAUCCAUCAAAAAAUUAUUGAAAACAUGCAAACAGUUAGACUUAGAAAUCUCAGCACGAGCGAUGAUCAUCACUGCAGUUCUGAUAUGGUGCAAAUUUGAGUCCAUAUCUUCUUAUUAAGUCAAUGGGUUAAAAUUAGUCGGAAAUUUAAUGAACUAUAAAUUUUUUUUUCAACUGCCGUUGUCCUCAUUUGGUUUGCCACUGCGAGACCUCCAAGCCUCAGCAUUGGUAGUUAAUUUUAACCUAACAAAAGAUUAUUGUUUAUAAAUUAUUUCUAAUGAAUUUCACAGUCACCAAAAAACAAUAUGACUUUCGCAUGUGAUUCAUAAUGUAAAUCCUGUUCAUUGCUAAUCUCGCAAGUCUUAGAAUCGGUACAAGGAGCAAGCCAGUUAGGCUAGUAACAAAAUCGUGUUUUGAUGGUUUAAGAUUACAAACUAGCAAAAAAUAAUAAAAUCAGUCCGAAUACCUAGUUUCUAGAUCCAAUAUUUACGGAAAUUUCACACUUCAAAAAACCCAGUGUUUGAUCAAAUCUGACAUGGUAGUACACACUAUGGUAUCUUUGCCUCGGAAUCAACAGUUCGUGAUUCACACAACCGCAAUGAUUGCUCAACUCUAAAAACUGAUGAAAGUAAGGCGGAAGAAAUCAUGGUAUGCACCACUGCAGUUAAAGAAAUUAUUCGCCAUGUUUCUCGAAUGGUGAUAUCAAUAUUGAACAGAAAAUUGUGAUAAGCGGACAGAUCUCAUUAUUUUUUUGGUAAUGCAUAACCGGAAAUUGUCAAAGCAUGAUUCUGUGACAAGUGCAUUUGACCAAUUGAUCUCUUUAAGGUUUGACAAGAUAGAGUGACUUUUUUUUAAUCAAUAGAAAGUACGCCUACAUUGAUACAUUGAAGCCAUGUAGGAGAUAGCUCCUUGAAGAUUAAAGUCUCUCUUUAAUUUAAUAAAAAAAAAAAUUCUCCUAACGAUAGUCAAAUGUUGAAGUCUUUGAAUUGUUAAUCACGUAAGGACUGGAAACUUCAAGAAAAACAUUUUAAGAGAGAAAAAAAUUCGAAAAUGUAUUCUACACAUGCUUCUGCUCACUUUCUGGUGAUUUUGAAGAUACCUAAUUUUCUGCUCCUUCAUAGUAAAUCUUGAAUCAUUACUUUCAGACCUUUCCCUGUUUUCUCAUUCAAAGACAUGAAAUCGUGUCAACAUCAAUAGCAUUUAAGUGAAUGAGAGACACUAGGAUUUUAUAUCAUUUUCCGAUAUAAAAUUUGUAAAUUUAUUAUUAUGAUAAGCAAAUAUCAUAACUUGGAUGUUAAUUAACUCUAACAAAUUUUUCAAAAACUGAAGUGAAAGUGAAAAGAUUCAGUAUUAAAAGUUUUACGUACGAUACCAUGUGUCAAAGUUAUUUUAUUUUUCUUAUAAAUUUAUAAAUCAAUCACAUUACCAACUCUCUAAUAAGGUACGAACAACAAUAUCUCAAGUAUCACCCAACAAGGGGGAAAAAGGCUAAAUAUACAGGUCAACCCAAUGAGAAGAGCAGCGCACAACGAGCAUCAGAAAAUGUGAACGAGGGUUUUCUAAAGUGUUUGGAAGAGUUUUAGAAUGUUCCAAUUUUAGUUAAGAUCAGAUGGAGAUCUAACCGUUCUAGAAGUAAAAAGAAAAAACAGCUAUUUGAUCAAUUUAUAAGCAGAUCUAUUUUUUUUUUUAGAAAUCUUGCAGGUGGGGCAGAUGAAUUUUUUUUCAUUAGGACCAUAUUACAUAAAAUAAUGUAAUACCUUAUAGGAUAAAAUUCGUUUGCAUCUCAAAGUAACAUAGAGGUUGCACGUUUGAAUUUUUGCAUUUUGAUACGGACAGAUGAUUCAACCUGAAAAUACAUGUCAAAAUACACAAAUGGUAGGUAUAUCAAAACUUUUUGCCAGUUUUUUUCUACAAACCUACUAUAAAAAUGAGCAGUAGAAGAAAGUUGUAAUGCGUGAAGUUGUGGCAUUAGCCCUUGACCCUUAUUUUCAAAAGUUAAACAAGGUUCUUAACUGGCCAUAUUUUUUAAACCAUCUCCAUAGUCAAGUUCUCGCAAGGACUCCAAACCUAAAUACAUACUGGCCACAAAGACCACAAAAAAAAAAAAUCUAAAAGUGAAAACGAGACUUAAGGAAAAUCUGAGAUGAGAAAUUGUGAAGUAAUCAAUUAAAAAAACAAAAAAUGAAAUGAACAAAAAAUUCAAACUGGGCAUGAAAAACUCAUAAUCCCAUAAUCAAAUUUGAAAAACUGGCACAAUUUAGGACACCCUUGUCCUUUUUGUAUAGUCCUCCUCUGAUUGUCAAAAUAGUAGUUGGUAAAAUCAUUGCCUUAGUGUAAUUAAAUCGUUAGAUGCAAGGAAGGUAUUGCUUGGUUGCCGUGUGUGGAAAAUCCUGUUAGUAUUUAAUUCACUGUAAGAAAGUUAAUGUAUGCAUUUCAUGAAAAUUUGCUCUGAAUAUCUUUCAUGAUUCUAUCAUAUUCUAUAAAAUAAUUCCGGAAAAAUCACUCCCUAUAUUCUUCUACGAGGUUUAAUUUUGGAUCAAGAGACUCUAAAAUACACCAACCGCCAAGUGCCUUUUUUGCACUCAGCUUUUUAAUUCAGACAGCAGUGACGCAAUCGCUAUUUUGAAGAUUUGGAGGUUCUAACCUUUCUUUUCUGAUAAUUAUAAUUGAAAUAAUUGAGCAAUCACCAAUAUAAAGAUGAGGUUUUGAGUAAUCUUGAUUCUUUACCUUUCAAAUUUUUUUUUAUCAAGUGAAGUGCCUUUAUGUUUUCAUUGUGAGUGUUACCUUGUUCCUCUCAAAAUUUUAGUUUUCUUUCUAUGUAAUCAAGAGGUUUGAAGUAUGAAAUUGCCUUGAAGGCGAAGAUUAGUAGAUAAAAGAAUCCUCAAAUUUGUUCUGUUUGUAAUGUGUUGUACUUAUACAUUGGUGAUGUUCCAAUUACAUGAAAGGAGUCAAUUUAAAGGGAAGACAUUUUCGUUCCGUAAUCAUGUUUACUCCUCUAAGAACCAGUUUCUCAUGUCAUAUUUGCAAACUGGAGUGUGGAGGCCACUGUGGCUGCAGACUGAAAGCUCCAGAGUGCUUCAUUAUCACAAGUAGAGGAAGAAUUCAAUUGCCGCAUUGCUCAGUUUCGUAUGAGAAGCAACCUUAUCUUCUAUGAAAAAUUUUCCUCAACUUCUUUCAAGAACUUUAACCCCAUUUUUCUACAGCCUGAUAAUUUUUGUAUCAGAACUUCAGGAUUUAUCUCCUUCAAUUUUUGAGUUUUCAUGGUCAAACUAGAGAGAUUUUUCUACUCAAGCGAUUGAAGCAAGUUCAGGAAAAUUUUGUCCCCGAAGAUUAGGUCCCCUCUCACAGUUCCGGUCACAUAAGCCCUGAAGCAGAUUCAAGAAGCUGGAGAAGCUCCAAUGAUCUAAGAGUAUGUCACUGCAUGGUCAACAAAACGAAUUGAACAUUAGCUUAUUGAAGAAGACUAAGUUCAACAGUUGAAUUAAAUUAUUGGAGAAAGCAGUGGUCUAUCUUACUUCUCUGUCUUGUUCAACCAUGGCUUCAGUAAUGUUUUUUGUUACAUUUGAGUAAGAAGACAUUAAUCGGUUCAUCUUCUCUAAUUCUUUAAAAAAAAAAACUAUUUACUUUUCUGGAGGUGUAGUGGUUAAUUAUUGAGAAAGGUCUGUGUGACCUAACGUGGAUUCUGAUCCACCUUUGCAUCUCCAUUUUGGUUUGGUCACUCAAUUAAGAGGAAAUGACCAUUUGACAAGAGGGUAACGGCAAUAUUGCUAAAGUAAUAUAACGGCAAUAUUACUGUAAAUAUUGCCAGAAUGUGUCAAAUGUAAUGAAGCAAUAGAAUUGUAGCAGUAUUGUGGAAAUGUUACCACAAUACUCUCUUGAGAAGCGGGUACAUUACAGGUGAAUGUAGGCAAAUCAUCCUACUGUUAAAUUCAAGUUUCAAAUCAUUCUUUUCAGGCAAGAAAGAAUGAAUUAUGCAGUGAAAGUACCAGUGUAAAUUUUAGUCACUGAACUAUUUUAGUUAGUAAGUUUAUUUCAUGAUGUAAUUAUUUGUAAUUAACGAAUUGUUUUUCUAUUUUUAAAUUUAUUUUGUACCCUUACUUACAUGUCCUGUACGUAAAAUGUUGGCAUCGGAACAAUUUCACCGAACUUUUAGUCAGCUCAAUGUUAAUUUAUUUUGGAAACAGUUUUCAGAGCUCUAAUGAUAGCAAGUACAUUAAUAUUGUAUACGCCAUAGUUAUUAUUGCUCUCUAGCUUCCCAUGCUCAUUUUGAAAGUAGAAUUAUGUCAGAGUAUUUUACUUGCUGAAUUACAAAAGCGCUGAAGUAGAUUUUCUUUCAUCAUUUUAAGACAGUAAUCAAAAGCUAAAUAUUGAUUAGUCAGGAGUAACUAUCUUUUGAGUGCAAUUUCAAGUUCUUGCUCUGAUUAUAAAAUCUAAUUAUUUAGUUAUUGCGUCACAUAUUAUACAGUUGUCCAAUAAAUCACAGGUAAUGAAUCAAAUGAUGCAUUUAUAUUGGAGAAAGAAAUUGAAGUGUAUCUUCAAACGCUUUGAAAAUUGAAACAAUUACUUUGACUUUACUUUGACUGUCAAGAGAAUGAGUUUGUCGAAUUUCUUGCAUUUUUUCACAAUAAAUCAUUAUUUAUCUGGAUUCAUUUAAACUAAGUUGAUCUGAUGGAACAAAUAAUUUAAAUAAUCAAUAGAAAUGUGCUCUUAAGGAUUGGAAAUCCGUCGAAUAAUAUAUGAUAUGACAAUGGCCUCCAAUCAGGCCAUCUGCUUUGCAUUGAUACCAAAAGUGAGAAUAUCAGAAAUUCUGCGGAAAACAUCCCUUGGUCCAUAGGUUGACUUUUUUGUGAGGCACUUGGCACAACUAAGUGUUUACUAAAUACAUCAAUUGCCGCUGACACAACACUUAACCCUUAGGUUAUUGCUCAAAGCUUAGACGUCGCUUAAUAGUUUUAAUCAACUAGUAAUAUGUGCAAUCAAUGUCCAGCUAAUUGAUCUUUACUGUAUUCUCUAAAACUUCAACAUAUCUUAUAAUUAUGCAAUGCGAAUCAUCACAAAAAUGUGGGUGUUUUUACUUAGAAUUACCUGACCUAGGUACUCUAGUUCUCACUGUCUAAGAAUUAAUCUUAUAUUUUCCACCGGUCCGAGAUCUUGCUCGAAUACCUUGUAUAAUUUUCAAUCUAAAUCAUAAUUCAGUCAAGAUAAGGACUUCUAACAUCGUUCAAUUCUACGUUAUCAUUUAUGAUUAUCAUUUGUUUGACUGUCAUCCCCUUAAGUAUCGUUUUUAGAUAGUAUUUGUUUGUCAAUAUUUUUGUAAAUUACUCACAUAAGGUGUUGAGUUCCUUUAAAUAAAUAAAGUGAUGUCAA